Messenger RNA from Indicator indicator, 1224 nucleotides. It is a transcript of the gene ADPRH, whose product is annotated as ADP-ribosylarginine hydrolase. Gene Ontology annotation, molecular function: ADP-ribosylarginine-[protein] hydrolase activity; magnesium ion binding. The record is from RefSeq and is a predicted model, not a curated record. The transcript is spliced from 4 exons. The coding region runs from base 67 to 1128 and encodes 353 amino acids. NCBI's taxonomy places the organism in Eukaryota, Metazoa, Chordata, Aves, Piciformes, Indicatoridae. Gene Ontology annotation, biological process: protein de-ADP-ribosylation.
GCAGGGCUGUCAGUGUACGCAGGGCUGUCAGUUGUUUUCCGCAUUGAAGCAGUCCUGGGGCAAAAAAUGUGUCCUAAAGUGAUGGAAAACUACGUGGCAUCAAUGGUGCUGAGUGCAGUUGGCGACACACUGGGCUAUUACAAUGGGCAAUGGGAGUUCCUGCAGAGUGGCACAGCCAUCCACAAGGAGCUGGCAGAAAUGGGGGGACUUGGCAACUUCAGCAUUCAAGGUUGGAAAGUCAGCGAUGAUACAGUAAUGCACUUGGCUACAGCCGAAGCCCUGGUAGCUGCUGGAAAAAACCCAAGUUUAGCAAAUCUCUAUUCGCUGAUUGCAAAGAACUACAAGGAGUGUAUGAAUGACAUGAACGGCAGAGCUCCAGGUGUCACAUGCCAGGAGAACGCACUGAAGCUGGACCCGGGGCGGCCGGACGGCUGGAGGAUCCCGUUCAGCCCGCGCGCAGGAGGCUGUGGGGCUGCCAUGCGCUCCAUGAGCAUCGGGCUGCGUUUCUGCCACCCCGCGGAGCUGGACACCCUUGUGCAAGUCAGUAUUGAGAGUGGCCGUAUGACCCACCACCAUCCCACCGGCUACCUAGGGGCCCUCACUUCCGCCCUCUUCACAGCUUUUGCAGUGAACAACGUGCCCCCCCAAGCCUGGGGGAAGGGCCUGCUGGAGGUGCUGCCACGGGCGAAAGCCUACGUGCAGAACACUGGCUUCUUCGUGGAGGAGAACAUGGCACAAUGGCAUUACUUUGAAGAGCAAUGGGAAAAAUACCUGUUGGAGAGAGGCAUAUCGGAUGGGGUCUCUCUGCCCACCUUCCCCCUCAAUUAUGGUGUGAAAGAGAGAGACUCAUUCUACACCUCCCUCAGCUACGAUGGCUGGGGGGGGAGUAGUGGGCACGAUGCCCCCAUGAUUGCUUAUGAUGCACUCCUGGGUGCUGGGGACUCAUGGGAAGAGCUGGCUCACCGGGCUUUCUUCCAUGGUGGUGACAGCGACUCCACUGCUGCCAUUGCAGCCUGCUGGUGGGGUGCUAUGCAUGGCUUCCAGGGGGUCCAUGCCUCUCUCUAUGCCCACCUGGAGUACAGGGACCGCCUGGAACAGGUGGCCAAGGACUUGUAUCACAUUGCCUAGGUGGGGUUGGCCAGGUCUUCCAGCGGCAAUCUUACUCCACCUGCUGCCCCUCACUAACUCAGGAUUGUUCAAACUGUUUGCAAAGCUCCUGUAUUA